UAGUGAAAAAGUGUAAACAAACAGAUUUUGAUAGGGGAGGAGGAGCGGCAAAGAAAUGUUUUGAAGUUGAGUUUUGUUGGUUUGUGACCUACUUUGCUUGUUCAAUCAAAGAUAAGUACUGGGGCUGCCUCUGCAAAUCACUGUCAAAAAUGGUCGAAAAUGAUGACAUUAUGAAUGAUCCUGAAAAACUUGAGUCUGUCUCAGAAAACAUGGUUACUACAGUAGAAUCUGACCAUAGUACGCCUGAGAAUCAAACAUUUGAGACUCAAUCAAAUGUGGAAGUAAAUUACAUGUUCCAUGAAGGGAGUAAUCCAUGUCUCACUCAUUUUGAGACCUCACAAUUUAAGACAAGUGAUUGUUACACUAAGGGGUGCAAAUGGGCGCCAGAUGGACUUUGCUUUCUGACGAAUAGCAAUGACAAUAUUUUAAGAGUUUGGGAUUUACCAGAAAACCUGAAUAGUGUUUCUGAGUGGCAGUCGAACAGCAGUGUUUCACCCAUAAAACCCUCAUUAUGUAUGAGAGAGGGUGGCCUUAUCUAUGACUUUUGUUGGUAUCCACUAAUGAAUUCAUGGAACCCUGUAACAUGUUGUCUUGCAAGUGCCAGUAAAGACAGUCCUGUCCACUUGUGGGAUGCCUUUACUGGGCAACUGAGAGCUACAUACCGAGCCUACAACCAGGUUGAUGAGGUGGAAGCUGCUCGCAGCAUAGCAUUUGAUCCUUGUGGAGAACGACUAUAUUGUGGAUUCAAAAACUGUGUUCGUGUUUUUGAUGUUGGUAUACCUGGUAGAUCGUACAGUAAUCGUAAUUUGAAAAGUGCGUCUGGAGAAACUCAGAAUGGUAUUGUUUCAAGCAUUGCAGUGUGUCCUGCUGUUCCAUCCCUUUUUGCUGUGGGGACUUACACUCGAUCAGUCGGUCUCUAUACAGAAAAUACAGGCAAAGCUUUAUGUAUUUUACAAGGUCAUGAGGGUGGAAUCACCCACAUGAAAUUCUCUGAUGAUGGUAUGCGCCUUUAUAGUGGAGGCAGAAAGGAUUCUGAAAUUGUGUGCUGGGAUCUUAGAGAACCUGGCAAAGUUUUGUUUUCUGUUCCUCGCAAAGUGCCCACUCAUCAACGAAUAUAUUUUGAUCUCACUCCAAAUGGGAAAUACCUUUUAUCAGGGUGCUUCGAUGGCAAGGUUUUUAUCUGGGAUACCUCUGAAGCCAUUGAUGAGGAAGGAAAUUUGAAAAGCACUCUAAAAGUCUUCCAAGCACAUAGUGAUUGCGCAAAUGGUCUAAGCAUUCAUCAUCAAAAGCCCUUAAUAGUAACGUGCUCAGGGCAACGACAUUAUCAAAAAAACAUUGAAAAUGAUUCUGAGGAUGAGGUAGACAAACAACCUGGGGAAAAUGUUGCCUCUGCCCGUUUUAUUGAAAACAGUGUAAAAUUAUGGUGGGUAGGAGGUGAAAGGACUUCAGAUGAAUCAGAGAAGAUUGAUGAAGAAACAAAUUGUUAAGGUCUGAACAUGACAAUUUACUCAAGAUAUGAGCAAGAGACUUGCAUAAUAAUUUACAACCAGUUUUAAGUAUCAUAUAGGCUUUGCUGUGAUAAUUUAUACAAUGAACUUUUUAACAACAACAAAUCACUACAAGAAACACCUUAAAUUCUUAUGGCUUUCAUCAAAAUAAACUAAAAGUGAAUUUA
Molecule: messenger RNA, 1675 nt
Organism: Thrips palmi
Lineage: Eukaryota; Metazoa; Arthropoda; Insecta; Thysanoptera; Thripidae
Gene: WDR79
Product: telomerase Cajal body protein 1
Exons: 9
Coding region: 150-1487 (445 amino acids)
Biological process (GO): Cajal body organization
Cellular component (GO): Cajal body
Molecular function (GO): RNA binding; protein binding
Source: RefSeq, a predicted model, not a curated record